AGCGAGGACAAGUCUCGACCGCCUGAGCACUUGAGCUGCUGCUGCGCUGCCUCGCCGCCGCGGUGCUCCACCGCUUCGGCACAGGAGCACAUGGCACCACGCUUGCACGCUGCUCGGCGUCCGGGUGCAGCCUGCGCUGCUGCGCAAUCAAUAGCGCCCAGCUCCCGGAGCAGGGGCUGCGCGCUGUGCGGCUGCGGCUUGCUGCCCUGCUGCUCCACUGGCGUCCACGGGAGCAGGAGCAUGCGGCAGCGAGAGCACGGCGGCAGAGGUCACACGGCACUGCGCUGCAACGGCAGGCACUUGGCUCCCCGCGUGGCAGCAGGCGAGCCGCUGCUGCCGAGCAUCGCUCUCCUCGCCGGCGCUAGGCCCCGGGUUGCUCGCAGCCCAGCGCGACGACAGCGUGUGGUGACGGCGCGCACUCGCCGGAGGCGGUGGGCGAGGGCCGCAGCGCAGCUUCGCGCGCAGCGACGAGACACCUCGUGCCGGAAGAACGGCAGCGGGCGCAGCUCGGCGCCGAGUGCGGGCCGCUGUGAAUGCUCCUCUUUUGGUAUUCCAGCAUGUCUCUCGCCCGCGGCUCGCUCCUUUGUCUUCUGCGGCGCAAGGAGCUGCAGUGCUCGCGCAGGCCGGUGGGUCUUGCUCAGUCGCCGUGCAACAGCAGCGAGAGAGGGCGCUCACCCUCCAGCCGCAGCGUCAGCGGCUGCGACGCAUCGCGCAGCCGGCUCCGGCGCUCGCACCGCACGUCGCUGCCGACGCCGGUGCCGCAUCGCAUCCGCGAGAUGGCGGCGGCGGCGCUGCCUCUGCGCGCUGACGCUGGGUGCUGCGGCUGCCCUGACGGCACGACGCCUGGCGGAAAUGAGAAAGCGGCGCAACCCGGGGCCCGUCCCCGGCGCCGCUGCACCUCGCGCAUGUGCUCGGCAGCGCUGCCGUGGGUUGUGCCUGGAGGCUGCUCUCCUGCGCUGCUGCUCCUCCAUCUGCCGUGGCCUGCGAUGCUGCGCUACGUAGAUCCGACGCAAGCGUCGCUGCGGCAAAUGCGCAGCGGAGACGCUGGGUGCCGCUGAAUGGGCAGCGCCAGCGCGGCAGCCCCUCUCGCAGCGCCCCCGCCUCGCGCUCCCACCGCAUGCUGCGCGCGUCGAAG
Molecule: messenger RNA, 1135 nt
Organism: Tilletiopsis washingtonensis
Lineage: Eukaryota; Fungi; Basidiomycota; Exobasidiomycetes; Entylomatales
Exons: 1
Coding region: 91-1002 (303 amino acids)
Source: RefSeq, a predicted model, not a curated record